Dreissena polymorpha is the source of this 2907-nucleotide messenger RNA. RefSeq names its product protocadherin-9-like. Gene Ontology annotation, biological process: homophilic cell-cell adhesion. The record is from RefSeq and is a predicted model, not a curated record. Gene Ontology annotation, cellular component: plasma membrane. Lineage: Eukaryota; Metazoa; Mollusca; Bivalvia; Myida; Dreissenidae. Gene Ontology annotation, molecular function: calcium ion binding.
CUAUAGCAGAUAUUCAGUCGGAGAAUGGACGGAAUUAAUAUGAAAUCCAUCGCGGUGACUUUUUCACUUCUUUUAAUAUUCGUGAAAAGGUGUGAAAGCCAGAAUAGGGAAUUGAUGGAAUUUCGAGUGAAGGAGGAGCAAACUCCCGGGACAUUUCUUGGCAGUAUUUCACAAAAAUACAACGACAAACGUGAUGGACUGAGGUUUAUAUUAGCCAGACCUUCUCAUACAACUACCGAUGAUUUGUUUGAAGUGGAUUCUGUGAGUGGCAAUAUCACGACUACCGCGGUUAUAGAUCGUGAAGUGUUGUGUCAAUUUACACCAGGCUGUGUCGUGAGGUUGGAAGUUGCCGCGCAAACGAACGAUAACUUCUUUGAUAUCAUAGACAUUGACAUUGUCAUUGAAGAUAUUAAUGAUAAUUCCCCAACAUUUUCGCAGCAAAGUGUCGCUCUGUCUAUAUCGGAGGCAGUCCUAACGGGUGGUAGCUUGAUUAUCGACGGCGCCAGGGAUAUUGAUAAAAGUGAGCUGUUUUCACUGCAGGGUUACUCGUUGGAGCCCCAGAUAUCCGGCGACGCUCUCCCCUUUAGCGUCAACUUUGUGCGUAGUCUUGACGGUGGCUCUAAGGUGAAGAUCAUAGUCAACGAAAUUCUAGACCGCGAAACCAGGGACUCGUAUCGGUUCUUCCUUCUCGCCAAAGACGGUGGCUCGCCUCCCAAACAAGGGUCAAUGUUCGUGACUGACGUCACUGACGUAAAUGACAAUUAUCCGCAAUUUAACAAAGCUUCGUACGCGGUCAACGUCAAUGAAGAAGUAGUGAAAGGAACCGUGAUACUCACUGUUCUGGCUACAGACAAUGACAUUGGGACAAACGGAAUCGUUCGGUACAGGCUUAGUCUCAAUCAACAUGCAGACAAUCUUAGGUACUUUGCAAUGGACGACUUGUCUGGGAAACUCUCAAUUAAGGAGGUGUUGAAUACAACGAAUAAGAGAUACUUUAAAUUGAUCGUUGACGCCCUCGAUCAGGGUAAUUCGCCUCUGUUGUCGCAGACCUCCGUCGAGGUCACGGUGCUGGAUACGUCAAACAGCGCUCCCAGGAUUAAGCCGACCCUGACGCCCAAUCCUAGUAACAGUUUCGCCAGCAUUUCGGAAUACGCCGACGUCGGGGCCGCUGUAGCGCAUAUCGGCGUUGAGGAUCUGGAUUCCGGACGUAACGGCGACGUCGAUUGCUUCCUGCUGAAUGCUGACAGUAUGUUCCAGCUAAACAAGUAUGCUACAAACGAGUACAAGGUCACAGUGGAUAAGUCGCUGGACAGGGAAACGAAGCCAUCUCAUGACGUCACGAUCACGUGCACCGACAAAGGCGUUCCUCCUCUGAGUACUAUGUAUUCGUUUGAAGUACGAGUCAGCGACGAAAACGACAACGCGCCGAUGUUUCGCCAGCAACGAUAUUUUGUGAAUUUCAACGAAAACAAUGAGAUUGGGGACCAAAUUGUAAUCGUGUCAGCGUUUGACAUGGAUUCCGGAAACAAUAGCAAGCUAACAUUCUACCUCGACGCAAGAUCCCAGAGUUACGCGUUUAUUAAUGAGAGAACAGGCGAGAUCCUCGCCAACCGAAAGUUCGACAAGGAGGCUCCGGACGGACAGGGGCUCUCAUUGACAGUCUAUGCCAGGGACCAGGGAAAUCCGGUACUUAGCGGAAGUGCUUCAGUGCUGGUUACAAUUCAGGAUGUCAAUGAUGAGAAACCUGUGUUCGACCAAGCACACUUCCGGUUUUGGAUUGACGAGAAUCGCCCUGCCGACGAGACCGUCGGGAAGCUGUCGGCAACGGAUAAGGAUCUGGGUUCGAACGCGGUGACCAGAUUCACAAUGAAGCCGAAUGGCUCAAACAUUCCAUUUGUAGUGAUUGAAGAUGGUUCGAUAAAAACCAAUCGCGAAUUAGACCGCGAGGAUCGCGCGCAGUAUACGUUUGAAGUCAUGGCAAUUGAUAUAGGAAACGAAGCGUUGUUCAGUACCGCGACGGUUACUGUGUUUGUCUCUGAUAUGAACGAUAACUCUCCAGUGGUGACGUUUCCAAGGUCUGGAAACAGCACUGUGUAUGUCCAGUACUUGACGGCGCCCCAGACGGUGGUGUGCCGAGUGUUAGCGGAGGACAAAGAUGACCCUAACACCGCCAACGGCAGAAUGCGCUACUCGCUCACAACUAUGAACUCAACGAAUUUCUUUUCAAUUGAUGCUUCAAACGGCAACGUUAUUCUGAAAGCUCCCUUAGAAAACACAAAUUCUAUUGGGAAGACUUAUAUUUUGAAUAUCCAAGUCACUGACCAAGGUAAUGGAACGCAUUACGUCCAGUCGACUCUUCACGUUGUUAUUGUAUCCGACAACGGCACUCAGGCGCUUACAGAGGAACCGAGCAAGAAUUUCGUCAUCGUCGUCGUCGUUUCGGUUGCUACGGUGCUGAUCUCAGUAGCGAUUAUCGUUACCAUUUGCAUCAUACGCCGCUUCGACCGAAGUCGCCGAGGUAUCACGAAAGGUCACCAAAAGGUCAUGACGGACAGCAUGUACGCUCGGAAUAACGAAGAGGUCGACAACAUCUUCCCGGCGGACGCGUGCGAAGUCGAGAAAAAGAAAAAGGGGGUCCACUUCAACAUCGAAGGUCAAAGUGGAAUUCAAGGUCACGUGGACUGCCAGAUCGCGCAGAACAACGAUGACCAUGGCAACCACAGUUUCGAUCAUCUGGUGCUUAGAGACUUGACACACGACGCCCGUGUUCUCAUGCUGGUCAUCCUCCAAAUCAACAAGGCUGAAGGUCAGCAACUAAAGCCCAGGGUUCAAGCCCCCGGGCUCCGUCACGCCCCGUCUCUCGUUGGAUCUGCUGGUCUAAUUAUGGCGCUGAACGAGAUUCAUUAA